UGGCUGGGAUGUCAGGCAGCGACACCUCGAAACACUGGGCUUUAGCCCCCUGAAACAGACACCUGUGUUUGCAAGCGCAGUGUUCUUUGAAGGGCUCAGAGAAAAUGUUAUUAUGUAGGUACAGAUUCUUUUAUAGGACCUUGUUAAAGCAGGUGCUCCCCCUCGACUCACAUGGACUUUUGGUCUUGACUCCCCACCCAGCUGGAUUUCAGACACUGAAGUCAUGAGAAGUGGGGAAGGGCAAGGCGUCCAGGAUGAAGAAACGGAGAUUAUCGUCAACGCCAGGAUUCAUAUUUAAGAAUGUGAUUCUUUUUAGGGGGAGCUGGCAGAGGCCAGCCAUUAAAUGGGGGCUCCUCGGAGGCCAGCAUGCAGCACAACUACCUUAGUAAAUCCCAGAAAUGUUGUCCCUUUAACUGGAGUCCUCCAUGCUCUCUCCACCUGUUUAAGUACCGUCUGGAUGGCAGUGAGGGGGGCUGGCCUCAUGGCCAGUGGACUGCCUGGGAACUCAGACAGCCCCGUACUUGGCUGCGUGGCUGUCUGAGCAGGCCCCUGCAUUUUUGCUCUGUAUUGAGCCCAUCCUGGGGGUAAGAGGAAGGGUUUGUGUGGAUGACUUUUGAGUGGAGACCUUCCACCAGUGUUUUUACAGAUCCCUCCUGGUGCCCACUGCACUCACCUUCUCCAAAUCCAGAUCCUUUCGGAUUUCUCCUGGGCAGGUUGACUCUCCCACCUUAUUGACCAGCCCGUUAUUAGAUCCCUUGUGUUGGUCCACUAGCCUGGGUCAUGGCCAACACGAAUCUGCUCUGUAAGUUGGCACCUUUUAAGCCCAUCCUGGAAAUUUGUUGAGGUCUCAUCUUGCCCGCCACUCACUAUCCUUGUCUCUGCUGUGUGUGCCCCUUAUUUCCUCCGUUACCAUUUUUAGUGGAGUCCUGAGAGAGAGCAGGUGAGUGCGCAGGCUCAGUUCGCCGUCUUGAACUAGAGAGUCCUGGUCUGCUUCUGUAAAACUGCUGCAGUGAGAGUAGCUAAAAAUGUAGAAAACAAUCUGUCUUCCUAACAGAAUAGUUUUGGUUCCAGCUACUAAAAGAAGGGGAGGGAAUUUAUGAUUUUGGUUAGAGAAGUAGAAACAGAAGACCUGAACUUAAAUAACGAUUAUUUACUUACAUUACUUGAGUAUUCCAUACUUUUUUUUAGCCCAAAAUGAAAACACUUAGCAGUUACCGACUGUCAUUUUCUCUUACGGCCAUUUCUUCCUGCCUUCUAGAGGGUGCCGGUUCCUUGCCCUGGACUGGAGGCUCCGCAGCCAAGCCCGGGAAACCGAAGGGAAGGAAGAAGCUGUCUUCUGUUCGCCAGAAAUUUGAUCACAGAUUCCAGCCUCAGAACCCCCUCUCGGGAGCCCAGCAGUUUGUGGCAAAGGAUCCCCAAGAUGACGAUGACUUGAAACUUUGUUCCCACACAAUGAUGCUGCCCACCCGGGGUCAGCUGGAGGGGAGGAUGAUCGUGACGGCGUAUGAGCACGGCUUGGACAAUGUCACUGAGGAGGCUGUGUCGGCUGUGGUCUACGCAGUGGAGAAUCACCUUAAAGACAUAUUGGCAUCUGUUGUAUCGAGAAGGAAAGCGUAUCGGUUACGCGACGGUCACUUUAAAUAUGCCUUUGGCAGUAAUGUGACCCCCCAGCCGUACUUGAGGAACAGCGUCGUGGUCUACAACAGCUUAAUAGAAAGCCCUCCAGCCUUCCCUGCUCCUUGUACUGGUCAGAACCCAGCUUCCCACCCACACCCUGACGAUGCAGAGCAGCAGGCUGCACUCCUGCUGGCAUGCUCUGGGGACACCCUCCCCGCAUCCCUGCCUCCCGUGAACAUGCACGACCUCUUUGAAGCUUUGCAGGUACACAGGGAAGUCAUCCCCACGCACACCGUGUACGCCCUCAACAUUGAGAGAGUCAUCACCAAGCUCUGGCAUCCCAACCACGAGGAGCUGCAGCAGGACAAGGUGCACCGGCAGCGCCUGGCCGCCAAGGAGGGGCUCCUGCUCUGCUGAGUCACGCUCUGCUCUGCCGAGUCAUGCCCGGCGGGGCGCAGCCACGGCACAUGCAUUGAUGAUUGAGAAUUGAAUGUCUUUGGGGUCCACACUUCAAGACUGAAGUGGAUGGUGUAAAUAUAACCUUUCCUAUGGAAAUGUGAUGUUGAGUGCAUUUUGUGUUGCUACUGUGAAGCCAUUAGUAGAGAUUGACUUUGCGAGGGACCCACAUCUGUGUGUGGCCAUGUCCCCAGUAGGGUGGAUGCUGAUAAAACUGCCUGCGGUGGGAAUGGUCAGGCCCCUGAGGUUCAGGAUCCUGUGGUCUGCGUGUCAGGUAGGUGACAUCCUAGAACAAAGACGCUGUUAUAACUUCGCCCCUGUGAUCUGUGUGCUCAUUGACAUUACAUGCUCUGUAUCCGGCAAGUCUAAAGUUUCCACCUUUCUCCUCAAAGAACUGUGCUCCUGGAAUUUGGCUGAAGUAAUGUACACAGUGUUAAGAAUCCGAUGCCUCCUUUAGUGACCAGUUUAAUUUUUAACAGAUACAGGCAGCACCCUAAAAAUUCAUUACAACUCCAUAGGAUGGCUCAGAAAGGCUGUGCUAUUAGACAAAACACCACCAAAACAAAACUCUCAGAAUGUAACUAAUCAGCCUCAUACAACAUCUCAUAACUCGUUUCCUUCAUAUAGUUAAUGUGCCUGAAGACUUUGACAGGCUCAUCUAUUCAUUGUUCCCAUAGGAUGUUUUAAGUUUAUGUGAACAUGUUGCAUUGCUACUUGGUAAUUCCCCAAUGCCUAUGAAAUACCUGUUUCCUUUCAGAUGAUAAAGUGAAAGUAACUUAUGUUGGGCAGUGUUACUGAUCAGCAAGUUUUUUUAGAGACCUGUUGCUUUUUACUCAGCAGUGUUGGUGGGUAUGCAGUUGACCCCUGAACAGUGUGGGUGUUAGGGGUGCUGACCCCUGACGCCAUUAAAAAUUUGCUUAUAACUUAUGACUCUUCAAAACUUAGCUGUCCCUCAGUAUCUGCGGGGCAUUGGUUCCAGGACUCCCACUGAUACUAAACUCUGCGGAUGCCCAAGUCCCCGAUAGAAUGUGGUGUAGAUCAAUGUCUGUGGACUCCCAACCGUGAUCUUAAACAGUCCGGGCGUUUACUGAGGAAAAUCCUUGUAUACACGGCCUGCGCAGUUCAAACUUGUGUUGUUCAGGAAUCGGCCGCAUUAGAAUGGGUUCUGUAGGUUUAGUAACAUCUGUAUAAAUAUGUACAUAUGGGUACCUGGCUCUGUGUAUUUGAUUUUGUACCUUAAAUGUGACAAAUAAACCUUUUGGGAGAAAA
This is a messenger RNA of Miniopterus natalensis, 3342 nucleotides long. The record is from RefSeq and is a predicted model, not a curated record. NCBI's taxonomy places the organism in Eukaryota, Metazoa, Chordata, Mammalia, Chiroptera, Miniopteridae.